AAAUCAGCAGUCACAUCAAACAUGCUCAUCGCAAUCACAGUGUAUCAUAAAUUUGUGUCGAAAGCGGUGAUGAGGAAACUCAGCUGCUGAACUACCGAUAGACAUACUAGUGGGAAUCAAGUUGAUUUGAAGACAUUUCGUCGAAAAUGAAGACCUCAUUGUGCUGGGUAGCUCUCAUCCUCUGCAUCUUGCAUUGCGUCCGAUUAAGUGCAGCUCAGGAUCUUCUUCCAAACUGCUCCUAUCCUGCAGUCUAUGCUUUUGGGGACGGGCUCACCGAUGUCGGAAACGCUAUCGCUGCCUUUCCUGAAAAAUUCGCUCACGCGGAGUUGGAUCCCAAUGGCAUCGAGUUUCCCAUGCAUCCAGCUGAUCGAUUCUGCGAUGGAAAAUUGCUCGUCGACUUCCUAGCUUUUGGAGUUCGGAGGCGGCCCAUCUACCCAGUGCUGAGAGGAACUUCUCCAGACUUCAGAUAUGGUACCAACUUCGCGGCGGUCGGCGGUUCGGCAAGGAACGUGACUUUAUACAGCAAGGCCUCUGGACCUUACUACACACCCUUCAGCCUGGAUGUGCAGCUGCAAUGGUUUGAGCGCUACAAAAUUCGACUGUGGUUUUACGAAUACAUGAACCCAGGAAUCGUUGUGCAGCCUCUGCCCACAUUGAACAGCAUAAACCAGUCGUUGUUCCUGGUGUAUGCCGGCUACCAGGACUACUUUUACAGCCUCUACGACAAGACGCUCACUCCUCGUCAGGCGUUGAACAUUGUGGAGGAGGUCGUGGAGUCUAUCGGUACUCUUAUUGAGGGCAUGCUGAAGGUUUCAGUCUACUAUCCUCCUGGCUCUCCAAGUUACGUUAUGCCCGCUGCUAAAGACAUUCUGGUCCUAGGCUUGCCACCUUUGGGCUGCAUUCCUGCCAUGCUCACAAUAUACCAAACACCAGGGGCAAAGUACAACAGCCAUGGCUGUUUGAGCGACCUCAACAAGAUCACCACCAAGCACAAUCGUUUGCUGGGAGAGAAGGUAAUUGCCCUACGGGAGAAGUACCCCGACACACUGAGGCUGCUCUACGGUGAUAUCCACGGUGUCUACACAGACAUACUCAAGAACCCCGAGGCUUACAACAUCACAGAGCCAUUGAAGGCAUGCUGCGGAGUGGGAGGAUCCUACAGCUUCAACAAGGAUGUCACUUGCGGCCACCUCGGCACGGUCGGCAACGAAAUGGUGAACUUGACGGGCACGACGCCGUGCUUCAAUCACAAGGCUCACCUUAGCUGGGACGGCGUCCACACGUCUGACGCCUUCAACAAGGCCGCUGUGACUGCCUUCCUGACCGGCAAGCACAUCUAUCCUGAGGGGGGAUUUCAAUGUUCCCCAGACUUCACAUUCUGGAACGCCAGGAUGUAGACAUCGGCUACUAGCCUCCGCUUUAGCUUAAUCCUUGUGUGCACUACUUAGUUCUCUGCAUUUUGACAGCAAUUACACUAGUUGAUAAGGCAAUCCAGGUUUCUACUCCUCAAGACCUCUUGCGCGGAGAAACCAUCAGCCUGCACUUCCCUCAGACUCAGGUGGUCACAUCCUGUCCAACAGCUAGGUGCAAAGAGGUCCGCACUCUGAUGCUAAACACAAUGCUCUCGUAGCAAAGGGUGGAUUGGAAUAAACCACGACUAAUCUGAUGCUUUUUUAUAAAAAGGGGGACUCCCCGGUGCAAUCGUAUUCACUGUUCA
This is a messenger RNA of Physcomitrium patens, 1717 nucleotides long. RefSeq names its product GDSL esterase/lipase At4g01130. Lineage: Eukaryota; Viridiplantae; Streptophyta; Bryopsida; Funariales; Funariaceae. The record is from RefSeq and is a predicted model, not a curated record. Gene Ontology annotation, molecular function: hydrolase activity, acting on ester bonds.